Venturia canescens is the source of this 1694-nucleotide messenger RNA. It is a transcript of the gene Fis1, whose product is annotated as fission 1 protein. NCBI's taxonomy places the organism in Eukaryota, Metazoa, Arthropoda, Insecta, Hymenoptera, Ichneumonidae. The record is from RefSeq and is a predicted model, not a curated record. The transcript is spliced from 4 exons. Gene Ontology annotation, cellular component: peroxisomal membrane; mitochondrial outer membrane. The coding region runs from base 215 to 673 and encodes 152 amino acids. Gene Ontology annotation, molecular function: protein binding. Gene Ontology annotation, biological process: mitochondrial fission; autophagy of mitochondrion; mitochondrial fragmentation involved in apoptotic process.
GUCUCCCAGCUUAUGUCACUUUCUCGCGCAGCAUUGCUCGCGAAAGAUUGUCUUGAAGCUAACAAUAAUAAUAAUAAUAAUACCUUUGUAGUUCAUCGUGCCACCGUUGUUACGUUAUUACGGUGAAAUAUAAUAUCGAGGAUCAGGGAUCAGAUAACAAAAUAAUUUUUUGGAGUUAGAUUGACCGACGACAUUGACGAAAUCUUAGUGAAAGAUGGAAGACGUUUUAGAGGAAAUAGUCUCGUCCGAAGAUUUAAAGAAAUUUGAAUGCGCCUAUAACCAACAACUACAAUCUUCGGAUAACGUAUCACAAAAAGUUCAAUUUGAAUACGCUUGGUGUCUUGUCAGGAGUAAAUAUACAGCUGACAUACAAAAGGGAAUUAUCCUUCUGGAAGAUCUCUUCAAUAAUCAUGGAGAGAGUGAAAAAAGGGAUUGCCUGUAUUAUUUGGCAAUCGGCAAUGCUAGACUAAAGGAAUAUACGAGGGCGCUUCAUUAUGUUAGAGCUUUCCUGCAAGUUGAGCCUGGAAAUCAGCAAGUUCAACAUUUGGAAACAUUGAUAAAAAAGAAAAUGGAGAAAGAGGGUUUAGUUGGAAUGGCUGUUGCGGGUGGUGUGAUUGUUGGACUGGCAGGUAUUCUUGGAUUGGGAAUAGCAAUGGCCAGUAAAAAAUCUUAGCCUGACCAAAAAGACGGUUGAAUGGUAUCGUCGUACACAAAGAAAACAGAGAAAAUACAAAAUUAUUGGAGAAACCACGAAAAAUGCCUGUACCUGUACCAAAUAUUGUUGCUGCGCGUCGACGCGACGCCUUUUUUCUUCCUUUUGAGCGAGAAAGAAACAGUGGAGUAUGUGAAGCAGCAUUUCAUGAUCCAUGAUCGUAAACAUAAAAAGCGUUUGUUUCCUCUUCGAAAUUAUUUGAAAAGCUUGAAACAGAAAAAAAUGAACAAAAAAUCACACAAAAUCCAUAAGAAUUAAAAACAACCUUCCAUUGUCUCGUCGGAUCGCUCCAAUCAUCGACGCAAAACCAAAUAAAUUUUAAGCUAUUCAAUAUGCUUUUGGGAGACAUUCCAAAAUUAAUCUCGUAGAAUAGGCUUUUUCGGUUUUUUCUUUUUCUACGAGUUCCUUGCAUAUUUCUUAGUUUAUUUACUACUUUUCUUUCUCCCUUAGUCGAACGUCUGUAACGUCGUAUAGCUUGUAAAUGUACUUUCUUUUUCUUUUUUUUUGCUCAUGUAUAUAAAUAUAUUUAUAUAUCCAAUGAAAAGUUUAUUCAUGUGUGUUAUGUUGGUUGACGGAGUAUAUUAUAGCCCAAGGAGCCUCAGUUGCAUAAAUAAAUUUUAUGGUCCUUGAGUAUACUUGUGCUUUCCAUUUUUCCUUCUUUUUUCUUAUCAUGCUCCCAUUAAGAGUUCGUUCUUUCCUAUGUACGGCACAUUUACAUCUUUAUCAGAAACAUUUCUAUACCGAAAAUCCUUUAUACCUAAAAAAUCGACUCCCCUAAUUUUUUACCAUGAUCAAAUACUACCGCGUCAUAACUCCAUAUCAAACAUAUAAGAACUCGUUUUGAACAAUAAAUUUGAUUUUUAUAGUACAACUACCGCAUAAAAACUACCUAAUUUCUAUCAUAAAAUUUCUAUUGAUAAAUGUAUAAACCGCAAUGAUUGUAUAAGAAAAAUGAAUAAUUAAAAAAAUAUCUACCAUGUGA